UGCACUUGGAGAGCCACAGGUUUUCCAACUCCGCUGGAGCUGUGUGGAGACUCCUAGAUUUAAUCAUUCUCUCCACCCAAUGAGGUGCAACAGAGACGAAAUACUUGGCCCGGCCAGCUCCUGAGCCUAAGUUAGUUUCACUUCGCCGUGCCUUCUGCAGCGCUUCCUGUUCGGGUGUCUCAAUAGUCUGUUAACCUCUUCAGCAACCUUGAGGACGCGAAAACCUUUCGCUGGUUCUUUCUUUGCAUGCGCAACAACACUUGCCUCUGCUCGGCUUGCAUGGGAAAGGGGAGGGGGCGUUUGAAUUUCUGGGGGUGGCAAUCGAAUUCUGCGAGGCUUCGGUCGGUCUCUCUGCUGCUCUGAAGGAACCCGGGCUCGCCUUUCGUUCCCUCCCGCGCGUGGGAGGGGAUUAGGGACGCUCCUUCCAGCUGCCUGCAACCUGAGUAUCGCAGCCACGGGAGAAAGCAGGAAAUAAGCUACAGCCCAAGCCAAGAUCGGUGAGGAGGAAAAUCCAAGGGCGAAAGCAGGCGCUCUUCCGAGCCGCAGCGACAUGGGCUUCCUGCACGCGUUUCUGGUGCUCCUGGUGGCUGCCCUCUUGGCAGCGUUCCUCCUGCUGGUUCUGGGAAGCAUUUAUUUCGAUUACGCCAACUCGGAGAUCCCUCCUGGAGUCGAGCACCCGGCCAGGUUGCGAAUCAUUCACGCCACGCUGAUUGGGGCGUCUGUCCUGGGAAGGAUCUUGGAAAACCUGCAUAUCUGCACACAAAUCCAGUUUGUGCGGAUUGUGAGAAACAGCCGGAAACUGGGGAAAGAAAACGCGCUCUUCAUUAAAGACGCAAAGUUUAAGCAUGUGCCUGUCCGGAUUUACCAACCAAAGACGCCCUCUGCUGGUGGAAGGAGGGGGAUCGUGUUCUUUCAUGGAGGCGGCUGGGUGUUCGGAAGCAUCCAAACCCAUGAAAAUAUCUGCCGCUAUUUGGCCCGAGAGAGUGAAUCCGUGGUUGUGUCUGUGGAGUACCGCCUGGCUCCUGAGCACAAGUAUCCAGCCCCGCUCAACGACUGUCUUGCUGCCACCACCCACUUUCUGGAGACGGCAGAAGACUAUGGUGUGGACAACACCCGUGUCAUCAUUGCUGGCGACAGCGCAGGUGGCUGCAUGGCUGCCUGUAUCUCCCAGAGUUUAGUGAAUAGACCAGGCCUUGCAAAAGUGCGGGCACAGAUCCUCAUUUACCCGGGCCUCCAGGCUGUAGACUUCAACUUGCCUUCAUACCAGCAAAACCAUGCCAUGCCCAUUUUAUUCAGGGAACGGGCUGCUUUUUACAUAUUGCAACACGUGAAUGGGGAAGCUUCGCUCCUCGAAGAUAUUUUGGAAGGCUCUCAUGUUCCGGUGGACCUGAGAUUGAAGUACAAGAAAUGGCUGAGUGCAGAAAACAUCCCGAGCGAAUUUAAAACCAGAGGCUACAAGCCCGUGGCGACAGUUCCCUGUGAUGAUGAAGUCUACAACAAAGUGAAGGUCCUAAGUUCUUCAGAGUGUUCGCCCCUUCUUGCCGACGAUGCCAUUGUCCGCCUGCUUCCUGAGACCUGCAUUGUGACCUGUGAAUAUGACGUCCUAAGGGAUGAUGGAUUACUCUACAAGAAAAGAUUGGAGGACAAUGGCAUUGCAGUGACUUGGUACCACAUUGAAAGUGGGUUCCACGGGAUUCUAACCUUCUUCGACAGAGACUGGUUGAAUUUCCCUUCUGGUAAAAGAGGGCUGGACAAGAUAGUCAAUUUCAUAAAGAGCUUAUCAAACUAAAAAGCAUCUUUCUAAAUCGGGGGUCUCCGACCAUUUUGGACCGGCGGGAACAUCCUGAACUUUGAGAGAGUGCUGGGGCACCAGUCAUAAAAUAGCUACCAUGGAGGGUCUAUGAUAUGACACUAAAUGGCUGCUAGGGGGUAUGGCAUAAUGAAAAAUGGCUGCUGUGGGGAGCAUGGCAUAACACACACAGAGAGAAGCACACCCAACCUUAUGCUUACAAUGGGAAUAGAGCUAUGUUCUGCUGGAAAUCACACACACACACACACACUGAUGCCAUCAUGGUCUAAUAACCACAGGGAGUUUUUCUCAGUACUGAGAACAGUAUACAGUGGUACCUCGGGUUACAUACGCUUCAGGUUACAGACUAUUCAGGUACAGACUCCGUUAACCCAGAAAUAUUA
Molecule: messenger RNA, 2193 nt
Organism: Podarcis muralis (Common wall lizard)
Lineage: Eukaryota; Metazoa; Chordata; Lepidosauria; Squamata; Lacertidae
Product: arylacetamide deacetylase-like 3
Cellular component (GO): membrane
Molecular function (GO): carboxylic ester hydrolase activity
Source: RefSeq, a predicted model, not a curated record